Darwinula stevensoni is the source of this 2133-nucleotide messenger RNA. Lineage: Eukaryota; Metazoa; Arthropoda; Ostracoda; Podocopida; Darwinulidae. The record is from the annotation of a GenBank genome assembly.
AUGGAAACCCCAUUUGAGGAAUGGAAAUUUAUUGAAGAACUGGCAGCAAAUCAGCAUGACUUCAUCAGAACACCAGUCAGUGCUGACUUGUGUGGAACAGCAAUUUUUGGCAUCCUCCUUGACUAUCCUGUGAUAUAUCAUUAUGAUAUGGCCUCAUUCAAUGGGAACAUGUCAGGAAUCCCUCUCAAUGUCUACACGGCAGCAGCUGAAUUUGUGAAAAAUGCCCAUGACAAGCAGCCAUUGUCUGCAAAACUCUUCUCCUUCAGUGUACCUAAAGCCUUGGAUGGAUACAAUGACUCCAUCAGCCCUUGCGCUCUGAAAAGUUACAUCAUUUUGAAUGGAGAAGAGAGUGCUGAAGAGGCAAGAGGAAUCUUUCAGGAGGUAUUGGCCUUGAACCCAGGGUCAUUAAGAGCCUUGAGGGCAUUGGAAUCAACAUCUAACUUGUUAGUAUCACGCUGGCACUUUCCCAUGCUCAAUGAUGAGAGAAGGAACUCUUUGUACCGGGAUGCCAUUGAUGCUGCCCUGAAAAGUGGGGUUCAGUCUGUUUUGGAUAUUGGCACAGGGACUGGAUUUCUGAGCUAUUUGGUCUGGAGAUCAAAUCCAGCAGGAGUGUAUGCAUGUGAGAUGAAUACCACCAUGUACAAGAUUGCAAGUGAGGUUCUUAAGAAGAAUAAUGCUGAUGUCCAGCUGAUUCCCAAAAAGUCCACUGAUUUGCUCAUCCCUGAUGACUUGCCUGAGAGGGUGGACUUAGUCAUCUGUGAAAUCUUUGAUGCUGGACUACUUGGAGAGGGUGCACUGGAGACAUUAUCCCAUGCAUGGGAGAAUCUCAUCAAUCCAUCUUCCAAUUCUAGAGUGAUUCCCUCAAGUGCAGAUGUUUUUCUUGCCCUUGUCGAAAGCCCUGAUAUUGCUCAGAGUUCAUGUGGGAAGAAGACCUGCCUGCUCAAGGAAGAACCAUAUGAUUCAGAGGUGUUAUCUUCACUGCCCCGUGGUUUCCGAAUUCUUUCAACGCCAACUGUCAUUCUGCAUCUGAACUUCUGUGAUCCUGAAGAACUAGUGCAGAUUGUGAAGAAUGGGAAAAAGAGUUUGGUUGAUAUUGAGCUCAAGGUGUCUGGUGUCCCCCAUGCUGCUGUGAUAUGGUUUGAUCUGCAUCUGAAUGAGCACCUCACAAUAACAACACAUCCCAGUGAUUCUGGGUGCUGGGAACAAGCAAUUUUUCCUCUGGGGAGUAUUGACCCAGUUCUGCAAGGAAAUGUUCUCACACUUGCCAUAGAUGUGUGUGAUUACAUUUCAGUUGAGUUGGCAUCAGAGCCAAAUCCUAGGCUUACACCUUUUCCAUCACCACAUCUCAAAGUAAUUAAUGAUGACCUAUAUUUGGGCCAGAUUCAACUAGAGUUGAAGCAACUUCUUGGAGACCUGAAUCAAGGAGACAUCAAGAUACUUGACCUACAUGACUUCCCUGUUGCUGCCAUUGUUUUGAAGGAAUGUGGCCUGAAAUCACCUUGCACUGUGUAUACUGUGGAAACUUUGUGUGAAAAUGUGUAUGGAGAAGAUGUGAAGGUGAUCAGUUCAGAACAGGCCAAACAAGAACGUGCCAACAUUGUGUUCCAUGACCCGAUUUCAAAAGAUGGAACACUCAAUCCUUAUGUGCUGUCAUUGCUUCAACAGUUUCCAAAAGAAACUAAAUUCCAGCCAAGCCAUGUGGAAGCCUGGGGUUAUCUCUUUGAAAGCCAGAGGUUGGAAGAGAUGAGUCGUCUGGUGUCGGAUGAGCGGACACUUGGAUAUGCUGUUGCUGAAUUUCUCAAUCGAUUCAGUGUCUCUUAUCAUGUGGACUUGCAUGAAUCAACAUUGCCUAAACUAAGAUGCAGUGAUGAUUUUUACAUCUGUGAUAUCUUUCCCUGCUUAGAUUACUCUGGUGUAGAUGCAAUCACAGUAACUACUUCUGGCUCAGCAGUUGGAAUCAUGGUGUUCUUUAGACUUUGCUACUCUUCAGGACUUUUAUGCACUAAGGAUGUGGGACAUCACUGGAAACAUAUGUGCUGUCUCUUUCCUGAGCCUACAAAGGUUGUGCAGGGAACACAAGUGGGUGUGUUGUACAAGGUGUCCCAGGGUGAAAUCUACUUGGCCAUCCAAUAA